This is a messenger RNA of Megalobrama amblycephala (Wuchang bream), 932 nucleotides long. Its product is annotated as immunoglobulin kappa light chain-like. Gene Ontology annotation, biological process: immune response; immunoglobulin production. The transcript is spliced from 4 exons. Bases 19 to 744 code for a protein of 241 amino acids. NCBI's taxonomy places the organism in Eukaryota, Metazoa, Chordata, Actinopteri, Cypriniformes, Xenocyprididae. The record is from RefSeq and is a predicted model, not a curated record.
CACACACACAAAACAAAGAUGUCUCUGACUCUAAUGCUGUGGACAUUCGGUCUGCUCGCUCAAGUGUCUCAUCAAGAGGUUCAGUCUCCUGAGUCUCUGAGUGUUAAAGCAGGAGAGUCAGUCUCUAUGAGCUGCACUGGGAACAGCGGAGUUGAUGAUGACAUGAGCUGGUAUCUGCAGAAACCUGGAGAAGCUCCUAAACUCCUGAUCUAUGACGCAAGUGAACUUGAAUCUGGAGUCCCAGAUCGGUUCAGUGGAAGUGGAUAUGAACCUGAUUUUACACUGAACAUUCGUGGAGUCCAGCCUGAGGAUGCAGGAGAUUAUUACUGUAUGGGGGCUUACCGUAGUGGAGUAGACGAGCUGAUUGGGUUUGUAUCACUGUGGCGCACGUUCGGUGGAGGAACUCGACUCUCAGUUGGAACUGCCGCUCGUCCCACUCUCACGGUCCUGCCGCCCUCCAGAGACGAGCUGCAGCAGGGUAAGGCUACAGUGGUGUGUGUGGGCAGUAAGGGAUUCCCCUCUGACUGGAAGCUGAGCUGGAAGGUGGAUGGCAGCAGCAGGAGCUCUGCUGUGAAUCUGAGUCCCAGUGUGCUGCAGAAGGAUGGACUGUACAGCUGGAGCAGCAGCCUGAGCCUCACUGAGAGUGAGUGGAGCAGAGCAACAACCAUCAGCUGUGACGCCACGCACCCAUCCCAGAAUGCAGUGACCGAGAGCCUGAACACACAGCAGUGUGAUGACCAGUGAAACACACAAAGACAUGCAUUAUCAUUCCUUCUAAUUCACACAUACACACAUAAAGGACAAACACCAUAUGUAUACCAAUUUCCGCUGUAUGUUAAUCUUUCUUUAAGCCUGUUGUAACAAAAAUAAUAACAAAGUGUGUGUUUUAUGAAAUAUUUUUUCUUGGCAAAUAAAAGCUUUUUGAAUCAUUA